Messenger RNA from Magallana angulata, 824 nucleotides. RefSeq lists its product as uncharacterized. The transcript has 9 exons. Lineage: Eukaryota; Metazoa; Mollusca; Bivalvia; Ostreida; Ostreidae. The coding region runs from base 1 to 723 and encodes 240 amino acids. The record is from RefSeq and is a predicted model, not a curated record.
AUGACAUCAACAUCGAAUAAGAGGAGUAUAGAUGAUUUAGACCUUGAAGAGUGUUGCCGCUCAAUCAAGAGGUUGGCGGUAUCCCUUCGCGGAGAGGGUGCGACUGGAGCCGGGGACAAGAACACACCUUCGUGUCCAAAAGUAAAGAAGAAACCAUGGCGCGUACAGAUGCAGCCAAAACUGUCACCGAAAACCAAACCAGAUCAGAAGAUUUGCUCCCCUUUGAAGAAUUUAGAAGAUCAAAUUUCGUUGAUGCUAAAAUCCAUCAGAUACUCUAUUCCAAGCAUCACAGGAAAAGAGGCGACAGAUCCUGUAGAUGUGAGCGGAAAUUCACUCCAAAUCAAAAAGAACAAAAGGCACGCCAGACAAUCAAGGAGAAAACCUUAUCAAAAAUCAAGACCCGACAAUGCUCAGGACAAAGAUCCAGCAAAAGAUAAUCCUAUGAUAACCCCUUCUGUGAACGGUCCAGUCAACAAAAAACAGAGGCAGGGUACCAGCGGCAAACAGAUACCGCCGACAUUAGUGCCCAAAGCCAUAAUCACAGCGCCUGAUGCUUCAGAAUUUGCACUGCCAACUAAAGACAAGGAGACCACCGAUAAAGCAAGUUAUCGAAAACGAAAGCAGAAGAUAUGUAAUAUCCCAAACAAGAAAAGGAAAGUCAACAAAUCCGAAGAUGGAGUUAUUAAAGACUUGAUCAGAAAAUUUGCUCAGCUAGCAAUCUAAAAUAUCCAUCCCGUUUGUUUUUCGCAUUUAAAUAUUGUAAAUACAUGUAAUAUCAUAUUGUAAUUGUUCGUUGUUAAAAUUAUAAAUGUGGAUGCGUUUCU